Elgaria multicarinata webbii is the source of this 1417-nucleotide messenger RNA. RefSeq names its product cyclin dependent kinase 15 (gene CDK15). The coding region runs from base 1 to 1302 and encodes 433 amino acids. Gene Ontology annotation, biological process: protein phosphorylation. Lineage: Eukaryota; Metazoa; Chordata; Lepidosauria; Squamata; Anguidae. The transcript has 16 exons. Gene Ontology annotation, molecular function: cyclin binding; ATP binding; cyclin-dependent protein serine/threonine kinase activity. Gene Ontology annotation, cellular component: cytoplasm; nucleus; cytosol. The record is from RefSeq and is a predicted model, not a curated record.
AUGGGGGACAUCCUAUGUAAAAAUGCUUUUAGUCCUAGAUGCAAAUGUUUCUGUGAAGAGACAGAAGGCUCACCACAGCAAGACAAGCCAGAGGAAGUGCAUUGUGUUCCGAAGCUGAUGGAUUCAAGCAAAAUACCAACCACAACAAAUGCAUUGCAGCCACAAUGGUUUCAUACACUUCAGACACAAAAAGCUGGAAGAACACGACAACGCCGUUUCAGCGAUCCUUCCCAGGAGCAGGCAUUUGCUGCGAGAUUCCAGUGGCAAAGAAGAGGUCUCCCAUUUGGAAAUGCGGCCUCCUACUUAAAUCUGGAGAAGCUGAGUGAAAGUUCUCAUUCAACAGUAUACAAAGGGAUCAGUAGAAUAUAUGGCCAGUUGGUAGCUUUGAAAGUCAUCAGCCUGAAGACAGAGGAAGGAGUCCCUUUCACAACCAUAAGAGAAGCGUCUCUCCUGAAGGGCUUGAAACAUGCCAACAUUGUGCUCCUCCAUGACAUCGUCCAAACCAAAGAGACCCUGACUUUAGUCUUUGAGUACAUGCACACAGACUUGGCACAGUACCUGUCCCAGCAUCCUGGGGGACUUCAUCCUCAUAAUGUCAUGCUCUUCACGUUCCAACUUUUGCGAGCCUUGGCUUUCAUCCAUGAACGUCACAUUCUGCAUCGGGACCUGAAACCUCAGAACUUGCUCCUCAGUUGCCAUGGAGAGCUCAAGUUAGCUGACUUUGGUCUUGCUCGUGCCAAGUCCCUGCCCGGUCAAACGUACUCUGCUGAGGUGAUGACACUUGGGUAUCGCCCUCCUGAUGUGCUACUGGGAGCCACUGAUUAUUCUUUUGAUGUAGAUAUCUGGGGUGCAGGCUGCAUAUUUGUUGAGAUGCUUCAGGGUCAGCCACUGUUUCCAGGGGUUCACAACACCUUUGAACAGUUGGAGAAGAUCUGGAUGGUACUGGGGGUCCCAACAGAGGAAAUCUGGCCAGGAGUUUCCAAACGUCACCACUUUAAGCCAGAGUUCUUUAAACUCCCCUUCCCCAGGAAUUUACACGUCGUUUGGAACAAACUGGGCAGGGAGACUGAGGCUGAAGACUUGGCAGCAAGAAUGUUAAAAGUUUGUCCACAAGAUAGGAUCUCCGCACAGGAGGGACUUGUUCAUCAUUUCUUCAGUCCUUUGCCCUCUCAAUUGUACCAGCUUUCUGAUGCACAGUCCAUCUUCAUAGCCCCUGGAGUGAAGCUGAAACCAGAAAUAUGUGACCUCUUUGCUCCGUAUGAGAAGGGCCACCUCCAAAUCAGUUCUAGCAAGUUUUGGUGAACAUGGCAAAGGAAUUAUAGACUUCUUGGGUUGGGGGUUGAUGUAAGGAAGGAAAUGGAUGGUGUUUAAGAUCACAACAGAGACAAUUGCUGACGCCCUCAAUGUUUUAAAAGUG